GGGGUGGUGGGGGUUGCACUGCGGUAAUAUGGCUCUUCCUUAGCCAGCGGCGGUGGCGGCUGGAGGUUGAGGAGAGCGGUUCUGCCUCUCGUGUGGCGGGUUUCUGGGCUGCAGGGGCUCGGCGGGUCGAGGCUAGGCGGUGGUGGCGGAUGCCGGAGGAACGCGGGCCCCGCCGCUUGGCGGCCCCUGGGUUAAGAUGAGCGCCUCAGCGUCGGUCGGGGGCCCGGUCCCCCCGCCGCCCCCGGGCCCGGCCUCGUCGCUGCCACCUGGUUCUGCCGCGCGGGCCCUGCAUGUAGAGCUGCCCUCUCAACAGCGACGUCUUAGACACCUUCGGAACAUUGCUGCCCGGAACAUUGUUAAUAGAAAUGGCCAUCAGCUCCUUGAUACCUACUUCACGCUUCACUUGUGUAAUACUGAAAAGAUAUAUAAAGAAUUUUAUAGAAGUGAAGUGAUUAAGAAUUCCUUGAAUCCAACGUGGCGGAGUCUUGAUUUUGGAAUAAUGCCAGACCGUCUUGAUACAUCUGUGUCUUGUUUUGUGGUGAAGAUAUGGGGUGGAAAGGAGAACAUCUACCAGCUUUUGAUUGAAUGGAAAGUCUGUUUGGAUGGGCUGAAAUACUUGGGUCAGCAGAUUCAUGCCCGCAACCAAAAUGAAAUAAUUUUUGGGCUGAAUGAUGGCUACUAUGGUGCUCCAUUUGAACAUAAGGGUUAUUCAAAUGCUCAGAAGAAUAUUCUUCUUCAGGUGGAUCAGAACUGUGUUCGCAAUUCUUAUGAUGUCUUCUCUUUGCUGCGGCUUCAUAGAGCCCAGUGUGCAAUUAAACAGACUCAGGUAACUGUUCAGAAAAUUGGAAAGGAAAUUGAAGAAAAGCUAAGGCUCACAUCUACAAGCAAUGAACUGAGAAAACAAAGUGAGUGCUUGCAAUUAAAAAUUUUGGUGCUUCGAAAUGAACUGGAAAGACAGAAGAAAGCUUUGGGACGGGAGGUGGCGUUACUGCAUAAGCACCAAAUUGCGUUACAGGACAAAGGGAGUGCAUUUUCAACUGAGCACCUUAAGCUUCAACUCCAGAAGGAAUCCCUGAAUGAAUUGAGGAAGGAGUGUACUGCGAAAAGAGAACUCUUUCUGAAGACUAAUGCUCAGUUGACAAUUCGUUGCAGGCAAUUACUAUCUGAGCUUUCCUACAUUUACCCUAUUGAUUUGAAUGAGCAUAAGGAUUACUUUGUAUGUGGUGUCAAGUUGCCCAAUUCUGAGGACUUCCAAGCAAAAGAUGAUGGAAGCAUUGCUGUUGCCCUUGGUUACACAGCACAUUUGGUCUCCAUGAUUUCCUUUUUCUUACAAGUGCCGCUAAGAUAUCCUAUAAUUCAUAAGGGAUCUAGAUCAACAAUCAAAGAUAAUAUCAAUGAUAAGCUGACUGAAAAGGAGAGAGAGUUUCCAUUAUAUCCAAAAGGAGGGGAGAAGUUACAAUUCGAUUAUGGUGUCUAUCUUCUGAACAAAAAUAUAGCACAGCUAAGAUAUCAACAUGGACUAGGGACUCCAGACUUGAGGCAAACCCUCCCUAACCUGAAAAACUUCAUGGAACAUGGACUAAUGGUCAGGUGCGACAGACAUCACACCUCCAGUGCAAUCCCUGUUCCAAAGAGACAAAGCUCCAUAUUUGGAGGCGCAGAUGUAGGAUUCUCUGGGGGGAUCCCAUCCCCAGACAAAGGACACCGAAAACGGGCCAGCUCAGAGAAUGAGAGACUCCAGUACAAAACCCCUCCCCCCAGUUACAACUCAGCGCUCGCCCAGCCUGUUCCCGCCAUCCCUUCCAUAGGAGAGUCCGAGAGAAAGACAACAUCUCUGUCCUCCUCCCUGGAUACCUCCUUGGACUUCUCCAAAGAAAACAAGAAAAAAGGAGUUGCUUUGGGUGACAGAUUAAACGGAGGUCAUGCGAGUGUAAACACUAGCCAGGAACAAGAAGAAGCCCUCUCCGGGCAUGCAGCCACCGUCAAUGGCACUCUGCUGCCCAGCGAGCAGGCUGGCUCCCCCGGCAUCCACCUCCCGGGGGACUUCCGCCCAGUCUCAGAGCCCGAGCUCUGCUGUACUGUGGAGCAAGCAGAAGAGAUCAUCGGCAUGGAAGCCACAGGUUUCACCUCAGGCGAUCAGCUGGAAGCCUUUAACUGCAUCCCAGUGGAUAGUGCCGUGGCAGUGGAGUGUGACGAGCAAGUUCUGGGAGAAUUUGAAGAGUUCUCCCGAAGGAUCUAUGCACUGAAUGAAAACGUGUCCAGCUUCCGCCGGCCACGCAGGAGUUCUGAUAAGUGAAGUGAGCAGACAGCCAGUAGGACCAGGACAGAGGUGCUGCCUAAAAGGAUAAAGCUGCACUGGUUACCCCUUGUAAUAAUUAUGACACAAAAUGAAUAUUAAUUAAUGGAGGAUAUUCCUCAAAAAACAGACUUUGUAAAUCAAGGAGGGACUCAGGAUCAUGUGUAUCAGUGGGCCAAACAAAGUUAGAUUUUGCUUGCAAGAUUUGCUUUUCAGGCCUGACGAUCGUUUUAAGGCAAAAGUCACUCUCUAGCUCGAGUCACCGUAUAGGUAUCUGUCUGCUUUUUAAUUUACACUUCUGUGCUAUCCUUGGAGGGGAGAUGAUAAUAUAUAAAUAAUAUAAUAAACUCACUUUUAGUUUCUCAUAAGCAUUUGCCCUCACCAUAGUGUAUAAAGCUUGGGAAAACCAAAUAAUCCAAAAAAGGUUUUCACCAUUUACUGAAAGACCUUUGACCAUCCAUGAGUUUGAUGAAUAAGAAGCACAAUGGUCUCCUUACACCCAGGCCUCCCUGCCCCCGCCCCCCGUCACCCCAUCUGCUGCCCCAUCUUCACAGUGGAUGGGUUGUGCACCCUGAAAACUGAGGACAUCAGAUCCACUGGUUCUUGAAUGCAGAAGCCAACACCUUCCACCUCCUCACCUCAGCCAUACCUUGGUAUAACCCUGAAAUCAGAGGAAAAACCUCGCCUCUGUGGUAGAUCCCAGGGGACGCUCAAGGACACCCCACCCCCCCGCAAGGUUACAACAGUCAGAUGGCAUCCAGUCCCCUUUGGGAGCCAGAGUUUCUAUGUGGGCAGAUGCUAUAGUCCAAAACCAGGCAUGCUCUCUGGCAAUGCACUCACCAGACAGAAAUCCCUAUAUGUAAAUUCCAUGCUGAUGUAUUAAAUUCCAGCUGGAAAGGAAGGUGCUGGGUAGGAUGUAGGAUCUGGAGAGAGUGAGGCUGUCUGAUGUGCAGACCACAAGGCAGUUGGGCUAACUGGAUGAAGAGGCGUAGAUGAGGCGUAGAUACCAUUGGUGUAUGUGCAGGUGCAUUCGUAGUAAAUCAUGUUCUCGAAGUCCGGUUUCAUUCCUGGAGCUCAGAUCUCAUUUGCUUUGCUCUAUACUCUAUAUACCCAAGGACAUUGCCUCAGGGUUGCAAGCUUUUUAAGGAAAAUGUAUGCAUAUAUCCAUGUAUUGUAUAGAAGAAUAAAAACUGAAGUUGCUUC
This is a messenger RNA of Odobenus rosmarus divergens (Pacific walrus), 3499 nucleotides long. RefSeq names its product UV radiation resistance associated (gene UVRAG). Gene Ontology annotation, molecular function: SNARE binding. The record is from RefSeq and is a predicted model, not a curated record. The transcript is spliced from 15 exons. The coding region runs from base 197 to 2296 and encodes 699 amino acids. Gene Ontology annotation, cellular component: lytic vacuole; endosome. NCBI's taxonomy places the organism in Eukaryota, Metazoa, Chordata, Mammalia, Carnivora, Odobenidae. Gene Ontology annotation, biological process: SNARE complex assembly.